AUGCCUAUUAGCUAUGCACAAGCCCAAGCUGCUGCCGUUGAGAGUCAGCGACGAAGUAUUGCAAUAACUGGCCGUACGACCCCAAUUACGAUCGAUUUCGUUGCUGCAUUUUGGAUCUGUGAUGGAUACCUAAAAGCAAUAAACGAAUCAUAUAAAAUCCCGAUUUACGCAGGGAAGGCCUACUGUGUUGCAAGACAUACGGCCAAAUUCAAGGCCGUAUUAGCAUCUACAUUUCCAUCGCACAAGGCAAUGAUUGAAUUCAUUGUAGGGACCUGCAAGAAGGAGCUUCUUUCAAUGGAUUGGAAGGUUGUAUCAUCAUUUUCCAAUUCAGGGCCUACAAUUGGCCCGUUUGAGUUCAAUGAUAGUGUAUACGAAGCAGUAUCACUAAGCUCAUUCUUUGAAGCAGCAAAUAUUGCAAUUCCUAAAAGGCCCAAUAGUCCUAUUAGCUUUACGUUCUUUAACUUUAACGUAUUGCCUAUGUCAGACUUCCCAAUUGAUUCAACUAAGCCUGUACGUAAACGUGCAAAAAGGCAAGCAGAGCCUAUUGCUGACUUAGAGCCUUGUGCUCCAAGUAAACGUAAGGUGGCUUCUAAGAUCAAGAAUGAACCCGUAUCUUCUGUUAAAAGAGAAUACGGUAUCAAAGAGGAGGUUAAAACGGAGGAUAAUAAUACUGCCGAUGCUGUAUCAUUCACUUGGGAAGAUAACGGCAAUGAAAGUGAUACUUCGGCAAUAUUAGCAACCUAUCAAGAAGAUAUCAUUGCAGUUGAGCAGCCAAUUGAGGAGGAAGGGCCAGAUGAGCAGCCAAUUGAGGAAGAAGGGCCAGAUGAACAGCCAAUUGAGGAGAAUCGGCCAAUUAAGAAGAAAGGGAUUGAACGGAAAGUGCUCCCUACGCGGGCAAAGCGAGGAAGGAAUCCUCGUAAUAGUUAA
Molecule: messenger RNA, 927 nt
Organism: Fusarium poae
Lineage: Eukaryota; Fungi; Ascomycota; Sordariomycetes; Hypocreales; Nectriaceae
Exons: 1
Coding region: 1-927 (308 amino acids)
Source: RefSeq, a predicted model, not a curated record